Hylaeus anthracinus is the source of this 1084-nucleotide messenger RNA. Its product is annotated as SRR1-like protein. The record is from RefSeq and is a predicted model, not a curated record. The coding region runs from base 86 to 949 and encodes 287 amino acids. Gene Ontology annotation, biological process: microtubule-based process. The transcript has 3 exons. Gene Ontology annotation, cellular component: cytoplasm; nucleus. NCBI's taxonomy places the organism in Eukaryota, Metazoa, Arthropoda, Insecta, Hymenoptera, Colletidae.
UAUUUAUACAAUUUAUUAUAUAGUUGUCAAAGAAGGUAACAUAUACGUAGUAGACGUGAUAGAAUCGAAUCAAACGGCAUUCAAUAUGCAAGACCGUGGAGAAUUCAAACUCGUAACUUAUCGAAAAAAACGUCUUCUUUGCGUUCGAAAUAGUCAUAAUGCACAUGUACCUUUACCUGAUGACAAUGAUAACGAUAGCGGCAAUACCAGUUGCGAGGCACUUUUUGGGAAGCUCCUCGAGGCAGAGACCGAAUUAAGAAAUUCGUCAUUCGGUGAUGAUAUAUUUCAUUCAUUGAAAGAUUCAUUGAGUGCUUUAAACAUUGAUGGUAUUUCUGAGAUACUGUGUUAUGGUUUGGGUUCUUUCUCUUGUCGCAGGUCUUCUAAGUAUCAGUUGGCUUUACUUCUGUCUUUGAAGAACCAUUAUGGUUCUCGAGUACAUAUAUACGAUCCAGUUUUUACUCCUAAAGAGAUUCAGCUUCUAGAGAGAUUUGACUUUAAUGUUAUAAAAAUUAAUGAGGAAGGCAAGAGAAUCAUUGAGGAUAAUGUAACAUUGGUGUACAUGCCGCACUGUUCAGUACAUUUGACUAAUAAUUUCCUUUACGCAAAUUGGAGUAAAAUAUUAACCAAAUGCAUCCUUCUGACGAAUAGCUUCUCAGCUAUCGAAGAUCAUUCAAAGUUUAGAAACUAUAUGCUUAUGCCUAUCGACUACAUUUUGCGUAUUCGACCGUACGUUACAGAAAUUGCUUUGAAAAAUAAUUUCACCUAUGAGGAAGUAUUCCAUGACUUAAAUAUUCAUAUAUUUCUCGAACGAGAUAUCGUUACGGUACCUAGGGAUUUUUGGAGCGAAAGAGAGGAACCUUCUUACGGAGACGCGACAAUCGAUUAUUUCACUGCUAAACAAACGGAACCAGUAGACGUUAAGAAUCGUCCGAACGAGGAUGAAACCUAACAUACACUUGAUUCGCUCGCUUAUAAGGGAAAUCCGUCAAACAUCCGCUGAACGGAACGCAAAGGAUAAUAGUAUGGUGCGUUACAUCCUGGAGCAAUCACGAGCUCACAGAGAAACUUCUGAAGUUCUAUGUAA